AUGGCUGAACACCACGAGAGCGAGACCAAAGUUGUCGUUGAGGAGGCAGAAGUGGAGGCCAAGGAUCGGGGAUUGUUCGAUUUCUUAAAGAAGAAGGAUGAAGACGAGAGGCCUCAAGAGGAGGUGAUCGUCACUGAGUUCGAGAAGGUUCAGUCCAGCGAUGAGGAAGAAGGUGAAGGAGAGGAGAAGAAGAAAAAAAAGAAGAAGGGUCUGAAAGAGAAGAUCAAGGAAAAGAUCUCAGGAGAAAAGGAAGAAGAGAAGAAAGAAGAGGACACCACAAUCCCUGUUGAGAAAGUUGAGGAGCCCGCUGCCCAUCCUGAAGAGAAGAAAGGAUUCCUUGAGAAGAUCAAGGAAAAACUUCCAGGCCAGCACAAGAAAUCUGAAGAGCCGGCCUCCCCUCCUCCUCCGGCAGAGAGUGCAGCCCCCGAGCCUGAGAAGAAGGGCAUCUUAGAGAAACUCAAGGAGAAGCUUCCUGGGUAUCACUCCAAGACUGAGGAAGCUGACAAGGAGAAGAAAGAGACGUCAGAUUAA
This is a messenger RNA of Carica papaya (papaya), 531 nucleotides long. NCBI's taxonomy places the organism in Eukaryota, Viridiplantae, Streptophyta, Magnoliopsida, Brassicales, Caricaceae. The record is from RefSeq and is a predicted model, not a curated record.